Messenger RNA from Colletotrichum truncatum, 756 nucleotides. The record is from RefSeq and is a predicted model, not a curated record. Lineage: Eukaryota; Fungi; Ascomycota; Sordariomycetes; Glomerellales; Glomerellaceae.
AUGAUUGCCAGGGUAGCUUUGACUCUGAUGGAGUUGCCCGGUGCAAAGGCAAAUGGGCCGGUUGCGGAUGUCUGGCUCAGAGCACCCAGUGUGGUGCCCAGCAAUCAUGCGAUCUCAAUGACUGUCGAGGCAGUUUUGAUUCGGACGGAAUUGCUCGUUGCAAGGGCAAAUGGGCGGGCUGUAGAUGCUCGCCUCAAGGCUCUCAGUGUGGUGCUCAACAAUCCUGCGACCUUAACGACUGUCAAGGCAGUUUUGAUUCAGAUGGUGUUGCCCGGUGCAAGGGCAAGUGGGCAGGUUGCUCGUGUCUGCCUCAAGGGACGCAAUGCGGUGCUCAGCAGUCCUGUGACCUCAACGGAUGCGCUGGUUCAUUCGACUCUAACGGCAGAGCUACUUGCAAGGGUAGAUAUGCCGGCUGCCAGUGUACACCAACCCAAGGCGGCAGUGGCACAUGUGGUAACCGUCAGAGUUGCGACCUCAACGGUUGCGCUGGCAGAUUCACGGGCAACAACCCCUAUCCUCAAUGCACUGGCAACUAUGCGCCGUGCCAAUGCAACCCUACGGACAACACGUGUGGUAACCCCCAGAAUUGUGAUCUUAACGGCUGCAACGGUAGUUGGGAUGGAAACUCCAACGUCGCGCGCUGCCGAGGGAACUUUGUUGGCUGCAGAUGUAACCCGACAGGCAGUACAUGCGGAGCCAAACAAAGUUGCGACCUCAACGGCUGCGCCGGAACGUAUAACGCCAAUUCGAACGUAG